AUGGCGUUGUCUGGGAUGAGAGGGUUGUCGGUGUUCAUAAGCGAUAUUCGGAAUUGUCAGAACAAGGAGCUGGAGCGCCUCCGCGUCGAUAAAGAGCUCGGAAAUAUCCGCACUCGCUUCAAGAACGAAAAGGCUUCCACACCUUAUGAAAAGAAGAAGUAUGUCUGGAAGAUUCUUUACAUUUAUAUGCUGGGUUAUGAUGUGGAUUUCGGUCACAUGGAAGCUGUUUCUUUAAUAUCUGCUCCAAAGUAUCCUGAAAAACAGGUUGGCUACAUAGUGACAUCAUGUUUGCUCAAUGAGAAUCAUGAUUUUUUGAGAUUAGCAAUUAAUACUGUGCGCAAUGAUAUUAUAGGACGCAAUGAGACUUUUCAGUGUCUGGCUUUGACUUUGGUUGGAAAUAUUGGGGGCCGAGAGUUUGCGGAAUCACUAGCUCCUGAUGUUCAAAAACUACUCAUCUCAAGUAGCUGUAGACCGCUUGUGAGGAAGAAGGCUGCUUUGUGUCUUCUGCGCCUCUAUAGAAAAAACCCUGAUGUGGUGAAUGUGGAUGGCUGGUCAGAUCGGAUGGCGCAACUAUUAGACGAACGGGAUUUUGGUAUCUUGACGUCUUCUAUGAGUCUUCUGGUUGCUUUGCUGUCGAAUAAUCACGAGGCAUAUUGGAGUUGUCUUCCUAAGUGUGUUAAAGUAUUAGAAAGGCUUGCAAGAAACCAAGAUGUUCCACAAGAAUACACCUAUUAUGGUAUCCCAUCUCCCUGGCUUCAGGUUAAGACAAUGAGGGCUCUUCAGUAUUUUCCAACUAUUGAAGAUCCGAACACUAGAAGAUCAUUAUUUGAGGUUUUACAACGGAUACUAAUGGGAACUGAUGUUGUGAAAAAUGUGAACAAGAAUAAUGCAUCACAUGCUGUUCUCUUCGAAGCCCUUGCUCUUGUCAUGCAUCUAGAUGCUGAAAAAGAAAUGAUGUCGCAAUGUGUUGCCUUACUUGGGAAGUUUAUAGCUGUGCGGGAGCCAAAUAUACGAUAUCUUGGUCUGGAGAAUAUGACUAGGAUGUUGAUGGUUACAGAUGUGCAGGACAUUAUUAAAAGACAUCAAGCACAGAUUAUUACUUCCUUAAAGGACCCUGAUAUCAGUAUAAGGAGGCGUGCCCUUGAUUUGCUAUAUGGCAUGUGUGAUGUUUCUAAUGCGAAGGACAUAGUUGAAGAAAUAUUGCAGUAUCUUAGCUCUGCAGACUUUGCAAUGCGUGAAGAACUGUCACUCAAAGCUGCGAUUCUUGCAGAGAAGUUUGCUCCUGAUUUGUCAUGGUAUGUAGAUGUGAUCCUUCAGUUGAUUGACAAGGCAGGAGAUUUUGUCAGUGAUGACAUUUGGUUCCGUGUUGUGCAAUUUGUCACAAACAAUGAGGAUCUACAGACUUAUGCGGCCGUAAAAGUUAGAGAAUACGUUGAUAAGCCCGCUAUUCAUGAGACAAUGGUUAAGUUGAGUGCUUAUAUCCUUGGAGAAUACAGCCAUCUUCUGGCCAGGCGGCCUGGGUGCAGUCCAAAGGAAAUUUUCAACAUCAUACAUGAGAAACUUCCAACUGUUUCGACUUCAACAAUUCCAAUCCUUCUAUCGACAUACGCUAAGAUUUUGAUGCACACUCAACCACCAGAUCCCGAGCUACAGAACCAAAUUUGGGCAGUAUUUGGCAAAUACGAGAGUUGUAUUGACGCUGAGAUACAGCAAAGGGCUGUUGAAUAUCAUGCAUUGAGUAGGAAAGGUGCAGCUCUCAUGGAUAUAUUUGCUGAAAUGCCAAAGUUCCCAGAGCGACAGUCGGCAUUGAUAAGAAAAGCUGAAGAUUCUGAAGCUGAUACAGCAGAACAAAGUGCAAUUAAAUUGCGGGCAGCACAACAGCAGACUUCUAAUGCUUUGGUAGUGACUGACCAGCAUCCUGCAAAUGGGACUCCACCUGUGGGCCAGCUUAGUCUGGUGAAAGUGCCUAGUGUGAGCAAUGUGGAUCAGAACACUACAGAGCAAGGGGUGACACAGGCAAAUGGGGCUCUGACUAUAGUGGAUCCUCAACCACCUAGUACACCUUCAGCUGAUCUCCUUGGAGAUCUUUUGGGCCCACUGGCUAUUGAAGGCCAUCCUAGUGCCGCUGUCCAGCCUGAGCCGAACUUGGCCUCUGGUUUGGAAGGUGGUUCGAAUGCAGCAGCAGAUGCUUUAGCCAUCGCACCUGUUGAAGAGCAGUCAAAUAUUGUCCAGCCAAUUGGUGAUAUUGCUGAAAGGUUUCAUGCUUUAUGCCUUAAGGAUAGUGGUGUGCUGUAUGAGGACCCUUAUAUUCAGAUUGGCAUUAAAGCAGAAUGGCGAGCACAGCAUGGACGGCUUGUUCUUUUCUUGGGAAAUAAGAAUAUUGCUCCACUUGUAUCAGUUCAAGCUCUGAUAUUGCCCCCGUCACAUUUAAAAAUGGAACUCUCACUAGUGCCUGGGACUAUUCCACCUAGGGCACAGGUGCAAUGCCCACUUGAAGUAAUCAACCUCCGGCCAAGUAGAGACGUAGCUGUUCUUGAUUUCUCAUAUAAGUUCGGAACCCAUGUGGUCAAUCCUAAACUGCGCCUUCCUGCUGUGUUGAACAAGUUUUUGCAGCCUAUUCAGGUGUCUCCUGAAGAGUUUUUCCCGCAGUGGAGAUCACUCUCAGGGCCACCAUUGAAGCUCCAAGAAGUUGUUAGAGGUGUAAGACCAAUGCCACUUGUGGAAAUGGCAAACUUAUUUAACGGUUUUCGGUUGACAGUUUGCCCUGGGCUUGAUCCCAAUCCCAAUAAUAUGGUCGCUAGCACAACAUUCUAUUCCGAAAAUACACGAGCCAUGUUAUGUUUGGUAAGAAUAGAAACAGAUCCAGCAGAUAGAACCCAGUUGCGUAUGACCGUUGCAUCUGGAGAUCCUGCACUGACUUCUGAAUUGAAGGAGUUUAUUAAAGAACAAUUAGUUAGCAUACCAGUUCCUUCUCGAGCACCCGCACCUGUGCCUCCACCAGCUCAGCCAGUCAGUCCACCGACUGCCACAUCAGAUCCUGGUGCUAUCCUUGCUGGUUUACUGGCUGAACGGCUGAUUUUUAUCCCGCCUUGCUUCACGGAUGGGAUGAGGGCGGGCGACCCUAAAAUCAAUUUCUUAAAGAAGUAG
Molecule: messenger RNA, 3147 nt
Organism: Fraxinus pennsylvanica
Lineage: Eukaryota; Viridiplantae; Streptophyta; Magnoliopsida; Lamiales; Oleaceae
Source: the annotation of a GenBank genome assembly